AUGCCGGACUGGGACAUCGAAACUAGAUAUUACAGUCAACGGUCGGGUAAGGAGGAAUGGCGCUGCAAGUAUUGCGAUAAAACGUACUCCUGCUCGGGAGGCACUGCGGCGCCCGCCAAGCACUUGACUGACCCUCCCCCGGAUGGCCAUGGUCUCCCAAAAGGUGCUCUACGAACAGCCAAAGUCCGGAGUAUACGAACAAUUAUCGAGCAAGCUCGUGUAACAGCGGAAGAGAGCGCCCGAAAACGCCGUCGUCUCAACGAUCAAUAUGGAGACUCCAUCGAGCCCGAUCAGCUGGAAGUGCUGUACGUUCGGUUCGUUACGGCCUGCUCUCUUCCGUUUCGGCUUGUUGAAUGCCCGGAAUUUCGAGCCCUAUUAGCCUAUAUCAAUUCUGACAUCGAUACAUGGCUUCCAAAUACACACCAGACCAUCAAGAGAUGGAUACUGCGGCAGUACGAAGACCAAAAGGAAAAGGUCAAGCAGCGCAUCCAGUCAGCAAAGUCAAGGAUCCAUAUUAGCUGCGAUCUCUGGACUUCCCCCAACUCGUUAGCAAUCCUAGGCGUAGUUGCUCACUAUGUCACAGAAGACUGCCAAUUAGAACACCACACAUUGGCUUUGAAAGAUAUAGAUGGUGAUCAUGAUGGGUCUCACCUUGCUGUGGCUAUUAUGGAUGUAAUUGAUGACUGGGGAUUUGCCUCUAAACUUGGUUAUUUCGUGAUGGACAACGCCGGCAAUAACGACACUAUGAUAAAGUGUCUUUCUCUUGCCCUUCUACGACAGUACGACAUUCGAUACGAUCCCAUAGCCCACCGGCUCCGCUGCCAAGGCCAUAUUAUCAACCUAGCCGCAAAAUCAUUCCUCUUUGUGACCGAUAAAGAGAAGAUCGAACGCGACGAUUCUGGUUUACAUAACGUGACUCUCCAACAAAUUGAGGCGUGGCGGCGAAAAGGGCCUCUUGGCAAACUUCAUAACUUUGUGGUGUAUAUUCAGCAGAGUGUCCAGCGCUGCCAAAAGUUUAUGGCUAUAAGUCAAAACCGCAAGCUUGCGAGGGAUAACGAUACUAGAUGGAAUUCAUGGUAUUCUAUGCUACAAGCCGCCUUGCAUCUAAGAGAUGCUAUUGAAAACUAUUUUAAAAAAUGGGGCGAGGUGAAUUGCGCUGGGGACGAACUCUCUGCUGAGGACUGGGCCACCGUUGAAAAGAUCAUGUCAUUUCUAGAGAAACUGAAGAUGACAACCAAGGCCCUGGAAUCGUCAUUCGCCACUCUUGAUAAUGUGCUCCUAGCCAUGGACUUCGUGUUGGCGCAGUUCGAAGUAGGAAAGGAGACGUUUGCAAAUGAUCCGAUUAUGGCGCCCAUGUACAACUCGGGCUGGGCAAAACUAGACAAGUACUAUCGGCUUACAGACGAAUCCCCAGCCUAUGUUGCAGCCAUUGUGCUCCACCCGUCGCAUAAAUGGCAUUAUAUACAUGAGAAUUGGAAGAGGGAAUGGGUAACACCCUCGAAGAAGCUGGUUGCGACGCUUUGGGACGAGUAUAAACCUAUAGCGUCACCUCCACUAACCGAGCCACAAUCGAACACUACGAACGAGUUCUUACGAUGGAGAAAUAAGCAUCUACAACCGUCUCCGAUGACGGACGAGUACGAGCACUACUGCAAAUCCGAGCGGGUCUAUGGAUUCACAAGCGCGUUGACAUGGUGGUUAGAGGAAACACAGCAAAAGACGUAUCCCAAUUUGAGUAAAAUGGCAGUGGAUAUACUGUCGAUUCCUGCCAUGUCAGCUGAGCCUGAGAGACUCUUUUCCGGGACGAAAAUAACCAUUACCGACCGUCGAAAUCGGAUGGGCAGUGAUAUAAUUGAAGCAACAGAGUGCUUAAAAUCAUGGUUCGGGAUACGAGACUUUGAAGGGAUGGCAUGUUAG
This is a messenger RNA of [Torrubiella] hemipterigena, 1917 nucleotides long. Lineage: Eukaryota; Fungi; Ascomycota; Sordariomycetes; Hypocreales; Clavicipitaceae. The record is from the annotation of a GenBank genome assembly.